This is a messenger RNA of Tachysurus fulvidraco (yellow catfish), 2957 nucleotides long. Its product is annotated as BOLA class I histocompatibility antigen, alpha chain BL3-7-like. NCBI's taxonomy places the organism in Eukaryota, Metazoa, Chordata, Actinopteri, Siluriformes, Bagridae. The transcript is spliced from 7 exons. Gene Ontology annotation, biological process: immune response. Gene Ontology annotation, cellular component: external side of plasma membrane. The record is from RefSeq and is a predicted model, not a curated record. The coding region runs from base 184 to 1236 and encodes 350 amino acids.
UUUGAGCACUAGGUGGAGCUCUGAGGCUUUUUCUAUAAAUAUACAGAGGCCUCGUCGAAGAGAAAAUAAGGUUCAAAACAAACAUCACGUCUCCUGCUUACUCUGUAAAAAAAAGUUAAGGUUCAACAAACAGGUUUAUCAAGAUUUAACACUGACAAACAGGAAGCUUAAAACCUGUAGGAAAUGGACCUCAGUUGUUCCUCGAUGAAAAUUUUGCUGUUCCUCAUGAAUGGUUUUCUUCAGACAUCAGCAGACACGCACUCUCUGCAGUAUUUCUAUACUGGAGUCACACCAGGAAUACAUUUCCCAGAGUUCACUGCUGUUGGUCUGGUAGAUGGAGAACUGUCUGAGUACUAUGACAGCAACAUCAGGAGCAUUAUACCAAAGACAGAGUGGAUAAAAAAGGUUGAUGCUGAUCAUCCAUAUUACUGGUCCAGAGAGACAGAGGUAUGGCAGGAUGAACAGGAAUGGCUUAAACAUGAUGUGGUUGCAGCAAUGAAUCACUUUAAUCAGUCUGAAGGAGUUCACAUUGUGCAGCUGAUGUUUGGCUGUGAGCUUGACGAUGAUGGCACAACUAGAGUAUUCAGCCAUUUCGGUUAUGAUGGAGAAGAUUUCAUCAGUCUGGAUCUGAAAACUAAGACCUGGACUGCAGCCAGCAAUAAAGUUCUGAUCACUAAAAAAAAGUGGAAUCCUACAGGGCAUACAGCUGAAGGCUGUAAAUUCUUCUUGGAGAACGAGUGUAUUGAUUGGUUAAAGAAGUUUGUGUCUUAUCGCAGAGACACUCUGGAGAGGAAAGAUCCUCCUACAGUGUCAGUGUUCCAGAAACACUCGCCUUCUUCAGAGGUGGUGUGUCACGCUACAGGUUUUUUCCCCAAAGCAGUGACUAUCUCCUGGAGGAAGGAUGGAGAGGACAUGCAUGAGGACGUGGAGCUCAGAGAGACGUUACCCAACCAGGAUGGAAGCUUCCAGAAGAGAAGCAUUCUGAAAGUCCCAGCUGAGGAGCUGCAGAAACACACCUACACCUGUGUGAUUCAGCACAGCAGCUUGGAGAAGGAGUUAGUGCUGAAUGUGAGAGAGCGACAGAUCCUGAAAGGUGGAGGAUCGAUGGCUAUCAUGAUUGGUGUAGUUGUGGCUCUCAUUGUUCUCGUUGUUGCUGGAAUUAUAGUCUGGAAGAAGAAGAACUCUGGCUUCAAACGUGCUCCAGCCUCUGAAGAGUCUUCCUCCACCAACUCAUAGUGUGACUGUGUGUCUUCCUGCUGAAGUGAGAGAGUAAGACAUGAUGAUGUUUACAGUGUCAUAUGGAAGAAAAAUCUGUGUGUGGACUGAAACUCCAGCAGAAAAGACUGAGCUCACAUUAAAUCUCAACUCAGAGCUGAUCCUGUUUCUUUCUCUCUGUUUUUCUAGGAGACACCAGGAGAUGAUUAUGAUUAGAACUGGGUUUAACAGCAAUUAAAGAUUGAACCAAGGAGAAACGCACAAUGGGGCAUAUGGUGGAAGGGACAGACUUUGGUAUAAUAUUUGAUUUUCUUUCUGGUGCAUUGGAGACGUGACAUGCCAUCAUGCUUUUACACUCCACAGUCUGUAGAGAGAAAAAAAAAAGAUUCUUCUGGGUGGUCACUUCUUCCUGGAGCCUGAACACAGAACAGUUAGAUUAUAUCUGAUUAAAUUUUUAAGAGCCUUUUCCCAGAGUCACAGCUUUCACUUGGACUUUCUAACAGGAUUUUAUGGCCUGCUGUUGAAGAUGUAUAUUUUGCCAUUUUCUGGAAACUGACUAAUUUUCUUGCCAUCAGUUUGUCAGGCAUCGAUCCUAAUAGGAUACAGAGAAAAGAUAUCUCUAUGUCUCUGUCCUUGAGGCUGAUGGUGUCUGGCCUGCUGUUUGAUGUGACUGUGUGAUGCUUCAUCACUGCAGGAUAUGGAUAUGUUUUUCUUAUCAUGCAGAAGGUUCCAGAGCACAUCUACAUUCACAUAAAGUAGAGCGGGUUUACAGGAUUUGUCUCAUAAGUGCAUCAGAAUAAUUCAGCUCUAUUUAGGAAGGUGCAACAGCAUCUUUAGUUUUUAGGGAGACUAAAAAAAAGCUAAUUUAUCCCCUCAGAUCCAGGUAAAUGUUUAUAUAUCCCUUGAGAUCCCUGAAAGCAUUAAUCUUUCUCUUGAGUUCCUGAACGAUUUUUACAGCUGCAUCAUUCAAAGCAUCCUAACGACUUGCAUCACAUUGCGGUAUGACAGCUCAAGUAGGUGAAAGGAAACCACUGCAAAGGCUGGUGAAGCCUCCAAAUGCAUCAUUGGCACACAACUUCCUGCCAUUGAGUCUCACCAUGGUAGAUGACUCCACAGAGCACACAAUCAUCAAUCAAGUAAUCCUUGCAAACUAGUCAGUUUGUUCAACCUCCUGCCAUUCAUAAAGAGAUACAGGAAUGUCUGCACCAGAACUAGCAAGCUCAGGGCCAGUUUUUUCCCUACAGCCACAAACCUACUGAACUCAAAAGGUCCUAACGUUAUACUGUAAUGUCUUACUGUCUGUAAUAACCCUACAGUUCUGCUCAACUCUAUACAUUGUUACAUCUCCAUGUAAUGAUAUAAUUAUAAAUGUAUUUAACUGUAAAUUUAUGUACCUCUGUAUUUAUGUACUAUCAUCACAUACUCUGUUAGUUGUACAUACUAUGUAGAUAAUGCACACAUAUUGCACAGACAUACAUAUACAGCUAGCAAAUAUUUUUAUACACACACUACCUACCCUUUUUAUAUAUUAUAGCUUAAUUUUUGUUGUACAUACAUUUACAGAUUUAUUUUCACUUGUCAAUUUGCACAAUUUCUACUAUUUGCACUUCUGCUAUACUAUGCAAUGAAGACAAAGUUCUAUAUAUCAAGAAGCUCUGUCAGGUAAAGGAAAUAUAAUGAUUUCGAUUCUUAUAAUUAAUGGAGUAAAUAAUUUGAGAUUAAACUCAUCCACCAAACAGUGA